Molecule: messenger RNA, 3550 nt
Organism: Oncorhynchus gorbuscha (pink salmon)
Lineage: Eukaryota; Metazoa; Chordata; Actinopteri; Salmoniformes; Salmonidae
Gene: dennd1a
Product: DENN/MADD domain containing 1A
Exons: 24
Coding region: 120-3248 (1042 amino acids)
Biological process (GO): endocytosis; endocytic recycling
Cellular component (GO): clathrin-coated vesicle; cytosol
Molecular function (GO): phosphatidylinositol phosphate binding; guanyl-nucleotide exchange factor activity
Source: RefSeq, a predicted model, not a curated record
UCGAGGAGACCAUGGCGAUACCCAGGACGUUCUGACGGGCUAUCAGAAAAAUAGCCCUCGAAAAACGGAUCAACGCCCCAUAUAAACGACACUAGACUUGGACACUGUGAGACAUAAAAAUGGGGUCCCGUAUCAAGGACAACCCUGAGGCCACUUUCGAGGUGUACCUGGAGGUGACCCAUCCUGGAACCACUGGCUCUGAUCCGGAGGUGCGGAGGCGAUUCCCCGAGGACUACAUCGACCAGGAAACUCUUCAGACAGUCCCCAAGUUCUGCUUCCCCUUCAGUGUGGACAGUCUGUCGGUGAGCCAAGUGGGCCAGAACUUCACCUUUGUUCUGACGGACAUCGAGAGCAAGCAGCGCUUUGGCUUCUGCCGCCUCUCCUCGGGGGCCCACAGCUGCUACUGCAUCCUCAGCUAUCUGCCCUGGUUUGAGGUAUUCUACAAGCUGCUCAAUAUCCUCGCUGACUACACAAUCAAAGGCCAGGAGAGUCAGUGGCGAGAGCUCCUGGAGUCACUCCAUACACUCCCCAUCCCUGAUCCUGGAGUGCCAGUCCAUCUUAGCGUGCAUUCCUACUUUACUGUGCCUGACACAAGGGAAUUACCCAGCAUACCUGAAAACAGAAACCUAACAGAGUAUUUUGUAGCCGUAGAUGUCAAUAACAUGCUCCAUCUGUACGCUAGUAUGCUUUAUGAGCGUCGAAUCCUCAUCUGCUGUAGCAAACUAAGCACCUUAACGGCUUGUGUUCACGGGUCAGCGGCCAUGAUGUACCCAAUGUAUUGGCAACACGUUUACAUUCCUGUCCUGCCUCAGCACCUAAUAGACUACUGCUGUGCGCCCAUGCCCUACCUCAUUGGAGUACAUUCCAGCCUAAUGGAGAAGGUGAGGGGGAUGGCCCUGGAUGACGUAGUAGUCCUCAACGUAGACACCAACACCCUAGAAACACCCUUUGAUGACCUCCAAAGCCUGCCCAACGACGUGGUGUCAUCCUUAAAGAAUCGCCUGAAGAAGGUUUCCACGACGACGGGAGAUGGCGUGGCCCGAGCUUUCCUCAAGACACAGGCCGCUCUCUUCGGCUGCUACAGGAACGCGCUGCAGAUCCAACCGGGAGAGCCAAUAACGUUCAGUGAGGAGGUCUUUGUGACCCACCGCUCCAGUGCCAUGAGACAGUUCCUGCAGAACGCCAUCCAGCUGCAGCUCUUCAAACAGUUCAUCGAUGGCCGCUUGGACCUGCUGAACGCUGGUCAGGGCUUCAGUGAUGUUUUCGAGGAUGAGAUCAACAUGGGAGAGUAUGCAGGCAGCGACAAAAACUACCACCAGUGGCUAUUCACAGUAAAGAAAGGGGGCGGUGCUAUCUUUAACACAGUGAGGACCAAGGCUAACCCGGCCAUGAAAACUGUCUAUAAGUUUGCUAAAGAUCAUGCCAGGAUGGGGAUAAAGGAAGUCAAGAGCCGACUAAAGCAAAAGGAGCUGGCAGAGAAUGGCUACUCCUCGACAGUGGGCACUGGUGGCACAGGAACGGGCACCGGGGAGGAGGGCACCACUGACGGAUCGCCCACCUCCACAGACGGAAAGGACGGCAGCGCCCGCACCUGGGACGAACGGCGUCCUAUCACUGUGCACUUUGGACAGCCCCUCCGAGAGCCUCCCCCUCGGCCCCCUCCUCCCAGGCUCCAAUGCGGCAACGCGUGGCCCGCCCGUCCACCUAGGCCUCAGGUGGCCAAGAGACCUCGCAGCAACGUGGGCCUGGAGAGUAGCCCUGAACAUGGUGGCCGUCCCACACGUCACUACACAGUCUUUCUGUCCGAAGACUCAUCAGGCGACGAGCUGCAGCACGAAGACCACUCCAUUGCCAGCUUCCCCGAGAACUUUCUCUUCUCUGCCCCCUUCGAAUGGUCACCCCUGCCGCCUCCUUACCGCUCCCUGAAAGAGGCGGAGGAGGGGGAGGAGCCCAUCAGCGGCCCCUCCUACACAGCCCCGCCCAGCCCAGUGAUGGAGAAGUUUGCUGAUAUCAACCUGCUGGGGAACAUGUUCAGCUGCUUGGACGAGCCUGAGGGACAGCAACUCAGCCUGGCCAAGAGCCUGGAGGACCUCCGCACACCCAAAGACCCCCAAGAGCAGCAGAAAUUAAUCUACCAGCGGAUGGACCUGAGUGGCACCCUUCCAGGCCUCAAGCACUCCAACCCCUACAACAAGAUGUGGAGCAUGCAUGGGCAGGAUGAUAUGGCCAUGUCUGGCCGGGUGUCUCCGAAUUGGGAACGACCCCUGUCCGUGCCCCCUCCUGACCUGGAAGAGCUGCGGCCCCCUAGCCGAGAGAGCUUCGGUCCCGGGGUCCUCGAGCGGCCGGAUCUCUUCACCACCCCCAGCCAAGGGGAGUGCAUCACCAUCCCCCGCCCCCAGGGGAGGAAAACCCCAGAGCCAGGUAAGGUCUUGGGUCCGCCACCAGUGCCCCAGCCCCGGACCAAGCCGGGGGUAGUGGGGGAUGGUGGGACCACUACAGCAGGGGGGCAGGAGUUCCGGCAGGCCCUUGGGAUGGGGGGUGACCUGAUGCUGCAGCCCACCAAGAUGGACUUCAAUGACGGGGAGGAUGUGGACCUGCUCAGCCUCCUGGACCCCCUGAACAACCCGGCCCAGACCACCACCACCCCAGCCUUGGCAGGGGAAGGAGCAGACUCACGGUCCUGUGCUGAACCUCCAACCUCCAGGCCUGUUCUCCCACCACGUCCCUACCCUCAGAGCCUGCCCCCCUUCCACCAACACAUGCCCCUGAACCCCUUCACCCCGCCCCUCGGCUACUCCACCCACAGACACUACUCGCCCACCGUAGCGGGGAAUCCCUUUGGUGGCCGUGCCUACGGGCCUCCCGCCUCCACCUAUUUCCACGCCUCCCCCCAAGGUCACCCUCCUCACCCUCUUUCUACAAUGCUGGGGCUCUACAGACUGUCCUCCCCCGUGGGGUCUACCCUCCCUCCUGGUAUGGGAUCCAUGCGGUCUGCCUUCCCCAAUCAUGGCGGUCCUCCCCCUACCUCCUCAGGCAGCCACCAUGCUCUCUCUAACCUGUUGGACUCCCCCUCGGUCCCCACCCCUAGCCUCGCCACUAGGGUACUGCCAAAGCCUCCCAACACUGCAGAGGACUCCAACGAGACUCAGGAUCCCUUUGGGGACCUACUGGCCAUGGCUAAGCCGGCCGCUGCACCACCUAAAAAGAAGGUGGAGGGCCUUCGGGGGAAAUGGGAGACUUUUGACUAACCCUCCUUUCCUUACUUUCCACGUGUGGGCGUUGUCUUAUUCACCUCUUCCCUGCACCAGCUUAUGCUGCUGACCAAUGAGUAACAGAGUCUGUGUGUCAGGCGACCAAUCAAGAGGCUGGGUUCCAAGCUGUCCCCUCUCCCCCGUCUCCCCCGCUAAAUGUCGGGGUUCACACCUCACUCUUUCUCUCUCUCCCCCUCUCUCCCCCUCCUCUCUCCGUCUCUCUCUGUCUCUAUGUUUCUCUCUCUCUCCGUCUCUCUCUGUCUCUGUUUCUCUCUCUCUCCGUCUCUCUCUGUCUCUGU